Neoarthrinium moseri is the source of this 1047-nucleotide messenger RNA. RefSeq lists its product as uncharacterized. Gene Ontology annotation, biological process: ubiquitin-dependent protein catabolic process; positive regulation of protein ubiquitination; vacuolar transport. Bases 1 to 1047 code for a protein of 348 amino acids. NCBI's taxonomy places the organism in Eukaryota, Fungi, Ascomycota, Sordariomycetes, Amphisphaeriales, Apiosporaceae. Gene Ontology annotation, cellular component: endoplasmic reticulum; Golgi apparatus; perinuclear region of cytoplasm. The transcript has 3 exons. The record is from RefSeq and is a predicted model, not a curated record.
AUGCCCGGCCGUUACGAACCGGUCAACACCCAGGACAACGACGACAUCAACACCCCGAUCUCGUCCACCGCGCCGUCCCUGCGGCAGCGAGCGCCCAACUCGCCGCCACCAUCAUUUCACUCCCGCGCUUCGUCCUUCGAGCGCAGACGGCAGAAUGUCGAUCCCGCGCUAGCCGACGCAUUCGACGCUGAUGACGACGACGAGAGCGACGACGAGCCCGACGACAGACAACGCCUCGUCCGCCAGACUUCGUUUCCCGUAUCGGCGGCCUCGACGCCACAUGGCGCAGCCUCCCCAGAUCGUCCAGCAGUUCCCGAGAGGCACACGACCCAGUGGCCAUCGCAGCCCGCCGGGAGCAAUGCGCAGAGUUCAUCGAGGACUUAUGGCGGUGGUAUCCAGUCGGACGGUGUCUUCUCCAACAUGAUGGCAAGGCCAGAGAGGGGCGAGAAGAUCGUUGAAGAACAGCCACCAACAUACGAACAAGCCGCUGCUGAUUCCGCUCCUCCCUACUGGGAAACCACCAUCCUUGCUCCUGGCCUGGGCGGCCCUGACGAGGUUUACAUCGACGGCAUGCCCGUCGGUUCCAUCUUUAGCUUCAUCUGGAACGGCAUGAUCUCCAUGUCCUUCCAGUUUAUCGGUUUCUUGCUCACCUACCUCCUGCACUCUUCGCACGCUGCCAAGAAUGGGUCCCGCGCCGGUCUGGGUAUCACCUUGAUUCAAUUCGGAUUCUACAUGAAGCCGAACUCCAACCCUGAUGGCAUGAGCGGCGACGCCCAAGAUGGCUAUGCCCAGCCGCCGGACCCGAACAGCCACGAUUUCGACCCCAACAGCGUAAACAACAGUGGCGGCUCCAGCGACGGAAACAGCCUGAGCGAUAUUGCCAGCUCGGAAUGGGUGGCCUAUAUUUUGAUGAUCAUCGGCUGGUUCAUCCUGAUCCGCGCAGUCAGCGACUACAUCAAAGCUAGACGACAUGAGCAGUUGGUUCUGCAGAGCCCAGACCGAGGGUUCGUCGUAACGGAGACCGAGCAGCCCGUGAGGGUUGUAUGA